CUCCAAGCGCGUCACCUUCAACCUUGAAAGGUGUGUUGCAAUUGUUGGCUAAAAGGUGUUGACGACGGGUUUUGGAGAUGUAACUUUCCCUAGAGACUACCACGGAAACUAUCAGAAAUGGCGACAAGACAGGAGCGCAUGCGAGACCGCAUGCGCGGGGCAGGGAGACACAAUGUUGGAGACAUUGACUUUGGUUUCAUCAUCCCCGUCGCCGAAGAACCCGUCGAAGAACCCGAAGAGCCCCCAGUUAUCGAACCGUCGCCACCACCAGCGACUCGCCCAUCCCCAAACACAUCCGCCAAGCGAAAGCACCUCGAUCGCGAUGUAUCACGGCUGAGCCCUGCCCCAACAGGCUAUCCCACAACCAGCCACGAUGUAUACAGCAUACCCGACGCCAGCACCGAAGCAGGCGAAGGGAGCAUCACCCACCACCCGCCUUCCACAAUCCUCUCGCAGGGCCCCUCCUCCCCGCGACAAACCCGACCACCACCACAUAACGCCGAGGAAGCCGAAAAUGAGGACGAACCCGAAGACCAUCCCAUGGCCGACGCCCCUCCCCUCUCCACCGCCACCAAGCCACCACCACAACAACAACGACACCCCCAACAACAGCGCGGCCCGCUCUCGAGCGUAAUCUCCGCCACGAAACGCCUCUCCUUCGACCCCUCCUCCCCACCCACCCACACCAACACCAACCCCAACCCCAACCCCAACACCAUCACCGCCACCACCCCCAACGCCGCCCGCCGGUCCCGACCAGCCCACCACAACCAACACCCCCUCCCCUCCGAGAUGGAACUAGCCACAGAGAUGGAAGUGACCGAAAGCCCCGCCGACGCCCCCGGCAGCGGCCGCCGGCGGCCGCUGCGCGUCGGGCCGGGGACGCCCGUCGUGGGGUCCAGCGCGCUGCUGCAGCGGGUGCUGGAGGAGGAGGACCUGGACGCGGAGGGGGACGCGAGCAUGGAGGAGGUGGAGGUGGAGGUUGAAGAGGAAGUGGAGGAGGUGGAGGGGGUAGAAGAAGAGGAGACGGGAGAGGAGGUGGAAGAAGAAGUGGAAGAAGAGGUGGAAGAAGAAGUGGAAGAAGAGGUGGAAGAAGAGGUGGAAGAAGAGGUGAUAGAGGAGUCGAUUGUUCAGCCUGAAGAUGGCCAGACAAGUCUGAACGAGGGGCAAGCGGUGGUAGAGCAAGAGGAGGAGGAUGAGGCGCAAGAGGUUGGCGAGAAGGAGGCUGCUCAGCGAUUAGGCAGGAAACGUCCUCGCCGUAGUCUGCCCGCACCAUCACCAGAGCUGGGGUCCGGCGCGGCGGAGGAUUCGCCGGCACCAAAGCGACGUCGCAGAAAGGCCGUGGAUAGUCCUGCCCAACAACAACAACCCGCUAAGAAAGCACGGGUGGGCAGACCGCCCAAGUCUCAGCCACCGCGUCAGCCAUCACCUUCACCACAACCCGAACCACCAGCUCGGGCCCAGUCGAAGCCGAAGCCGAAGCCGAAACCUAAAGCGAAGAAACAAGCAAGAAAGAGCAAGGCUGCCGACGACGGCGACGGCAGUGACGAAGAAAGGCCGUCUGGAUCUGUCCCGGUGACAGUGCAGCGUUUCACCAAACCACCACGUGCUACAGAUGCUGCGGAGGCCGAGGACGGACCGAGCGCGGCCCUUCUCAACGGCGAAAUACCAUUUACUAGCCGCGGCGGCGUCAACGCAGUCGAUGUCCUCUCUAAGCUAUGCGAAGAGCUCAUCGAGGCAUAUAUGGACAAAUUACAAGAGCGGGGCAGAGCGGCCGAGGACGCGGCGACGAGGAGGGAGCAGAAGACGAUGUACAAAGCACUGGAAGCAUUCCAGGAGGAGCUGAGAACCAGGCUUCUGGAACACACAAUUGCUCUCGACACUCUCCAUUCCCUGCGAAAGAGGGUGCGCGCGGUACAAAAGGAGAAGCUCACGCUACGGGAUGAGAUCCUCCAAAUCCGCGCAGAAAGAGAGCAGGUAGCGUUGCGGAUGGACGCGAUACGCAUCCGGCAUGAAGCCGAAAGCAAGCAGGCUUUGCGCCACAUAUCACUCUCGUCCGCCAUGCACGACAUCGACAUGGCGGUAGAAAAGGGACAGGCAGCGCCUGAACUGUCCCCCGCCGAGCAGAAGAAGGCGGACUUGGCCAACCUUGAGCUGCUAAUCAGCCGCGUGGCGGACCAAGCAUGCACAAGGGGCGACGGCGGGGGGGCGCUGAAGCAGAUCAGAGAGUUCAACGCCUUCUUAGAACGCGCGGCGGCUGUUUUAGAAGGCAGGUAACUCUGUAGUAACGACAUGAUGAAU
Messenger RNA from Chaetomium fimeti, 2301 nucleotides. RefSeq lists its product as uncharacterized. The record is from RefSeq and is a predicted model, not a curated record. Bases 118 to 2277 code for a protein of 719 amino acids. NCBI's taxonomy places the organism in Eukaryota, Fungi, Ascomycota, Sordariomycetes, Sordariales, Chaetomiaceae. The transcript is spliced from 6 exons.